Rosa chinensis is the source of this 3873-nucleotide messenger RNA. RefSeq names its product receptor-like protein 7. The transcript has 2 exons. NCBI's taxonomy places the organism in Eukaryota, Viridiplantae, Streptophyta, Magnoliopsida, Rosales, Rosaceae. The record is from RefSeq and is a predicted model, not a curated record. Gene Ontology annotation, molecular function: protein binding. The coding region runs from base 33 to 3638 and encodes 1201 amino acids.
UGCCUGCGUCUAAACCUUAAUUUGCUUAAAACAUGCCCACUCUGUUCCUCCAUUUCUUCCUUUUCUUAUUCACUACCACUGUUUCUAACCUCAUCCCCGCAGUUCACAGCAACUGUAUUGAAGCCCAGAAACAAUCAUUGCUCCAUUUCAAACAAAGUCUUGGAUUUAAUUCUUCCGAAUCCUCCAAGCUUAUCACAUGGAAUUCGAGCACCGACUGCUGUUCUUGGCUUGGUGUAACUUGCAGCACCAAUGGGCGUGUUGUCGGACUUGACCUCAGUAGUGAGUCUAUCUCAUGCCACAUUGACAAUUCAAGCAGUCUCUUUCAACUUCAACAUCUUCAGAGCCUCAAUUUGGCCGAGAACGACUUCAAUGGCUCCUCAAUUCCAUCUGCAAUCGGAAAGCUUACAGAAUUGAGGUAUUUGAAUUUACGUCGUGCUCAUUUUUCUGAUCAUAUUCCCAUUGAAAUUUCACUCUUAACAAGGCUGGUAACUCUUGAUCUCUCUGAUAAUUACUACCACUCGUCAGAAGUUGAGAACCUGAAUUUAAGCAUGCUAAUUCAGAACCUCACAGAGCUUACAGAGUUAUAUCUUGAUUCAGUAGAGAUAUCAGGACAGGGGAGUGACUGGUGCGAAGCCAUAUCAUCUUCACUGCCAAAUCUGAGGGUGUUGAGCUUGUCUUCUUGUGGUCUUUCAGGCCCUAUAUGUGACUCCCUUGCAAAGCUUCAAUCUCUGUAUGAGAUUGACUUGUCAUAUAACUCCUUCUAUGCUCCGGUUCCAAGAGUCUUUGCCAAUUUUCCAAACUUGACUGACUUGAGUCUUCGUUAUUCCGACUUGCUCGGAACAUUUCCUAAAGAGAUCUUUCAGAUACCUUCCCUACAAACCAUUGACCUUUCUGGUAAUUCUGAUCUUCAUGGUUCAUUUCCAGAAUUUCCAAACAAUGCGUCUCUUCGAUCCUUAAUUGUAUAUUGGACAAGUUUUUCAGGUGACCUACCCAACUCUAUUGGAAAUCUUAAGAUGUUGUCAAGCAUAGAUAUUUCACAUUGCAAUUUCGCUGGAUCAGUUCCCAAGUCGAUUGGAAACCUCACACAGUUGGCUGACCUGGACAUGUCAGGGAACAGAUUUAAUAGUCCCAUUAGUUUUAUUCACUGGGAAACCCUUGUUAAUCUAGAAACCCUCUAUUUGAGUGACAAUCAACUCUAUGGGACUAUUCCUUUAUCUGUUUUUUCUCUUCCCAAACUGGAAACAUUAACACUAUCCCACAAUCGGUUCUCGGGUCAAGUCCCUGAAUUUUCCAAUACCUCUUCGCCCUUACUUGAGAGUCUUUAUUUGGAAAACAACAAUUUGGAAGGACAAAUACCAACAUCCAUCUUCAAUCUUCAAAGGCUUGAGGAUCUUCAUCUUUCUUCAAACAACUUCAGUAGCUUCCCUUUUUGUGGUCCUCAAGUGCCCAGAAAGCUUUCAUUGGUUGAUCUUUCCCACAAUAGCUUGUUGUUUGAUUACAAUGGCACCAAUUCCUCCUUCCUUCAGAUUGACAAUUUGGUAUUGGCUUCUAACAAGUUGAGAGCAUUCCCAGAUUUCUUGAGAAACCAAAUCACACUUAAUAUUUCGGAUUUGGACCUUUCAGGAAACCAGAUCCAAGGCCAGAUACCUAAUUGGAUUUUGAGUCUCAAAUCUCUUACUUCCCUUGAUCUUUCUGGCAACUCCUUGGUAACUCUAGAAGCUCCUCCUCCUAAUUCCACUUAUGCUUUAUCUUCUCUAUACCUUCAUUCCAACAAGUUGAGAGCAUUCCCAGAUUUCUUGAGAAAUCAGUCCACAUUUUACAGCUUGGACCUUUCAAACAACCAGAUUCAAGGCGAGAUACCAAAUUGGAUUUUGAGUCUCAAAUCUCUUAGUUCCCUGGAUCUUUCUUGCAACUCCUUGGUAACUCUAGAAGCUCCUCCUCCUAAUUCCACUUAUGCUUUAUCUUAUCUAGACCUUCAUUCCAACAAGCUUCAAGGUAUCCAUUCCUCAUAUUCCUUCCUUCAGCUUCGCUCCCUGUCAUUAGCUUCUAACAAGUUGACAACAUUCCCAGACUUCUUGAGAAAUCAAUCCCAUUUAAUCAACUUGGACCUCUCAAACAACCAAAUUCAAGGACAUAUACCCAAUUGGAUUUGGAGUCUCAAACUUCAAGAACUAAAUCUUUCUUGUAACUCCUUGGAAAGUUUAGAAGCUCCUCUACUUUAUUCUACCCAUGUUCUGUCAUCGGUUGAUCUUCAUUCAAACAAGCUUCAGGGACAUUUCCCCUUGUUCUUCAUUAGUAGUUAUCUAGAUUAUUCGAGAAAUAAUUUCAGCUCUAGUAUACCGACUGACAUUGGUGACUUCAUUUCUACUGAGUCUUACCUUUCUCUUUCAAGCAAUAACUUUCACGGGGCCAUUCCAAAAUCAAUAUGCAAUGCAAGUGGCAAGGUUCUUGAUCUGUCCAAUAAUUCCUUAAGUGGAAACAUUCCCCAAUGCUUGACUCAAUUGCCUCAGCUUUCGGUCAUUGAUUUGAAGAGAAACAACCUGAGUGGCACAAUUCCGGAUAAUUUUUUCAACAUUUGUGAGCUACAAACUCUAGACCUCAGUAACAAUCAGAUACAAGGCAAGUUUCCGAAAUCUCUUGUCAACUGCUCAAAGUUAGAGGUUUUAAACAUUGGAAACAAUAACAUAGCUGAUACUUUUCCAUGCUUUUUAAUGAGCUUAUCCACCUUGCAUAUCCUUGUUUUGCGGUCCAACAAGUUUUAUGGAAACAUUGGAUGUCCCAAGACCAGUGGCACAUGGCCUGUGCUUCAAAUAAUAGAUUUAGCUCACAACAAUUUUAGUGGUGAUAUGCCAGGAAGAAUGUCUCUGACAUGGCAGGCUAUGGUGUCUAAUGAGGAUGAUUCUCCAACUGAACUUGGAUUUUUUGGAUUUUCUUAUCAGUGCGAGAGUCAAUAUAGUAGAAUUUGUUAUCCAGUUUAUUAUAAAGAUGCAAUUACGGCUAGUAUCAAAGGUUUAGAGUUGGAUGUGGUUAAGAUUUUAACUAUAUUCACCUUGAUUGACUACUCCUCCAACAAAUUCAACGGAUCAAUACCUGAGGAAAUUGGAGAGUUGAAAUCACUAUAUGUCCUCAACUUAUCAGGUAAUGCUUUCACCGGAAAAAUCCCAUCAUCAUUUGGUAAGAUGCGGCAAUUGGAGUCCUUAGAUCUCUCAAAGAACCACUUGAGCGGCCAAAUUCCCCCCGAGUUUGCAAAUCUCAAUUUCCUUUCGCACUUGAAUGUCUCAUAUAAUCAACUGACGGGAAGGAUCCCAACCAACACUCAGCUUUCGACAUUUCCAAGUACCUCCUUCGAGGGUAAUAAAGGAUUAUGGGGGCCUCCUCUGACAUCGGAUACAGCAAUCGUAUUGCCACCUCCAAAGUUGAAUGGAGAUGAGAUUGAUUGGAAUGUUAUCAGUGCUGAAAUUGGAUUUACAUGUGGGUUUGGAAUUGCCGUCGGGUCACUUUUGUUUUGCAAGAGAUGGAGUAAAUGGUACUACAGAGCCAUGUUUAACAUCCUGUUCAAGAUAUUCCCAAAGCUGGAACACAGAUUUGGUAAUCACAGAAGGCAUGUUUACAUAAAUCAAAGGUAUUGGAGACGUUGAAAUGGUUAGGCAGACCAAAGCAUGCAGCUCAACUCCAUUGUGCUGGAGACUCCCCUGGUGCUUUUUCUCUGUAUUUGAUCACAUGAUUAUAAUGUAAUUGUUUUUUCUUUUGUCGUAAUGUUUUUUUUUCUUUCUUGGUCUGGUGUUGUAAUCGUUGUUGCAAUGUAGUCACUUUAAGUUUUUAACAUUUAUGAAAUAUUGUGUAGUGUGAGCAGGUAAUUGCUCUGUUUUGUGA